UUGUUUAAUACUAAGAAGACCAUUACCGUAUACCGUGACUAUUAACCUGAACAAGCUAGCUAGCUGCUGUCUUCAUGAUCCUGCCUUAGGAUGAGCGAAGAGUUCACUCAAGGUCUGCUACGACAUGUGGUGGGGAAGAUCUGUCAACCUCUAGGCUGGCACGCCAUGAACAGCAAUGCUGCUGAUGUUCUGGCUGAUGUCACUCGACAGUAUAUACUAACCAUUGGCAGGACCACUUCUGCUUACAGUUGCCAUGACAAUCGGACUGAACCUAACCUUGUGGAUCUGUCUCAAGCAUUUACAGACAUUGGAGUGAGUCUACCAGAGCUGACUGACUACAUGGGCCAGGUUAGGUCCACCCCCCUCGACCAGAAGGUCCCCCUCUAUCCCAUACAACAAAGCUCCAGCCACAUACAUGAUGGAGAACACUCAGUUGUACAUCGUAAGAAGGCGUGUCGCCAUGGAUCAGUGUCGUCCAAUCAGAGCUCAGAGGAGAGUGGUGAUGAGAGCAUCCCCCCACACUUACCACCAUUACCACUACUUCAGGACAACACUACACACAAAGAAGAAGACGUUGAUGACACGGAGAGUGGAGUUGACGCUGCUAGUGAGGAUCACAGUGACACAGAACCAAUGGACACCGCCCACAUACUCCACCCAUUCCACACAUCUCACGACACGUCAAGAGGUCUACCACAACCACAAUCACGCCCACGCAUUUUCUCGUCAGACGUUAGUGAGGACAGUGGAAGCCGCAGAAGUAGCAUCUCCGAUGGCAACCUCCUCCGAGAGGGGGCGUUCAUUAGAACCUCCGACACAAAGUCCGGGGGUGGGGUUUCUAAUGUGUUUGAAUCUGCGUUUAAGCAAGAGCUUGUCAAAUCUGAGAGUUCAAAGGUCGAAUUACCACAAAAACCGACAGUUACAAAAGGACCCAAGUUACGAAAAUUGAGUUUGAAUGUGGAAAACAUUAUGCCGAGUCAGCAAUUUUCCCCUCUUGUAUCUAAAAUUGAUUCUGUUCCAACAAUGGAAUCUCCUCCUCCUAUUGUCCCCACUCAUGUCACGUCUCCACCACAGGCACAGCUGUACCAAGUACCACAGAGUCCGCAAAGACUACCAUUGAAAGAUUUUCAUGUCAGUACUGAAAAAAUAUCCAUCAGUCUCGUACGUAGCUCCUUAAGCCCUCCAGCACAUGAUACUGUGGAAAGGUCAGAGGUCACUGCGGAGAUGUCACCGAAGGUCAUUGCAGAGAGGUCACCAGAGGUCGUUCGAAACCCCACCCCUAUAGAAUCACCGCCACAAACUUCUGAAGAGAUCAUAUCGCCACAACCCUCACCGGAGGAAGUACAAGAUGAGAUGGAAGUUUUGGAGGAAGCGGAGAUAAUUAACAGAAGCAAAGAGGAAGUGGUCGGAUUGGAGGAAGUGCUCUCAAGAUUAUCAGAGACAGAGAGUUCAGAGGGCGAAGAGAUCGAAAAGAAAGAAAUAGAAGAACAGCCAAUAGUUGAAUAUAGAGACUCUAGUAUUGUCAGUACGCCCUCCCCACCAUCUUCACCAGUGUCCCGCCCACUCACACCCUCUCCACUACCUUCACCAGUGUCCCGCCCACUCACACCCUCUCCACUACCCUCACCAGUGUCCCGCCCACUCACACCCUCUCCACUACCCUCACCAGUGUCCCGCCCACUCACACCCUCCCCACCAACCUCACCAGUGUCCCGCCCACUCACACCCUCCUCACACCACUCGCCCCCCAUACACGCCCACUCAUACCCUCCACCACAAGACGUCGAACUUUCCGAAGACAAUCUCUCAAUAUCUGACGAGGGUUCGAACUCUGACCUCGAUACGAAGCCCCCUACUGAACAAGCCGACUCGGAGGUCGAAGUACAACAAGAAAUGUUAGACUAUUCUUCAGAUACACACACUAAAGGGGAUACAGAUUUCGAAGAGCAAGUAUUAAAAUCUCCCGUAGUAUCGUCGAAAAUUAAAGCCAACGAAGAAAUUAUUGAACAAAUUACUAAAAUAGAACCUGUCUCUCUCCCUGCUGCUUUUGACGGACAAAUGUCCAUUGAAAUUGGAGGCUCUAAAGACGACAGCAGUGAAAUGAUACAUACGCGGUCUGCUCAAGUUUCCGAUGAUUAUUUGGAGACCACCAAGGUUCUUGAGCUAGAGCUAUCAACAGACGAUGAUGAAAGUGGCGAUGAGGUUCCCGUAUUUAGAGGGGAGGAGUCGCAAGGUGAAGAGGACGCCUCAGCGUGUCUACUUACAACUAGUACCGAAAGGGUUAAAGGUGAAACUAAAGGAAGGCGACGAACUGUAUCUAAAGAAGAUGUACUUGGUAUCAGCAAACCAAAGAAAGUUAGUAGAAAACGGAGUAAGAAAAGUCGCGCAAAACCUCAAAAACCAGCUGAACCACCUGCUGUGUCAUCACUGAUGGUUAGUAUUAAAAAGACUUUGUUGCCACCGCCAGUUAAGCCCCUCCCCCUGACCCCACCCACUCCACCCCCUCACACUACGAGUGUGCCCCUACAAAUUACAAUCAACAGACGUCUACUGCGGCACACUAAGUUCAGGCUUGCCCCAACCACUCCUGAGGAAAAACCGAAAAAAUCUUUCGAAAUGUUGAAAAUUCGACUGGCUAAAUUUGGAAGUCUCUCUACUUCGACCCCAAAGUCAGCAACACAAACUGAUUUUGAUACCACACCCGUUUCUGCACAGACCACACCCCUUGGGUCUCGUAAGAGGGAGCUGGAAAUUUCGCCAAGUGAUGAAACAUACGCGAAAAGAUCUCGCCUUGAACCACAGGUUGUGACCACACCUCUUAGUUCAUCGAGCUCCUCCUCCAGUUCUGACAAUGAAGACAGUAGCAGCAACCCUCCAACGCCCACACACACUACACCCUCACGCCCCACACCCUCACACACCACCCCCUCGCGCCCCACACCCUCACAUCACCUCCCCUCACACACCACACCCUCGCACCCCACACCCUCACACCUCCUCCCCUCCCACACCACCCCCUCACUUGUCCCCACACGUGCACUCUCCAGUGAUGACGACUCUUCGUCCAGUAGCAGCAGCUCGAGUGACAGUGUGAGUGGUGUGAGUGGUGUGAGUGGAGUGGGCGGAGGUGGUGGUCUAAAGCUGACGAUAAGUAAGGCUGUGCUACAACAAGCUGGGGGGUCUCUACCCAGGGGGGGGCCGUCGCCAUGGCCCUCUGGUGGAAAACCAGCCGUACACAAGUCUAGGAAGCUGCAAGCUACACUGGCUGCCAAGAAGAGGAAGCAAGGCUCUAAGAAACAGUCAAGAGAAGCACCACCAUUGUUAUUUAGUGUCCCCGCUGUACCCCGCCCACCUCCCACCCUCCCCCGCCCACCUCCCGUCAUCACACCCUCACUCGGCUCGGAUACCAUUUGUCCAGUGUGUAACCUCAAAGACGACGGCUCUCCCAUGAUUGGUUGUGAUGGUUGUGAUGACUGGUGUCACUGGCGAUGCGUGGGCGUGGUCGUAGCACCUCCCGAGAAUGAGAAAUGGUACUGCCCUGGUUGCCGAGAGAAGGCAAUAAAGAAGAAAAAGAAGAAGCUAAAAAAGACAAAACGAUAAAUUGAUAAUUACACAAACAUUUUUUUUUUAUAAUUGUCACUAGUUUCCAUAGAAACUGUUACAUGUAACUAUAGCGACGAUUAUAUCUAUCUCAUAAUAAUAACAUGCCUGUAUUCAAUUUGCUAUAAUUAUAUUCAACUUCAA
This is a messenger RNA of Halichondria panicea, 3744 nucleotides long. RefSeq names its product transcription initiation factor TFIID subunit 3-like. The transcript has 7 exons. The coding region runs from base 91 to 3600 and encodes 1169 amino acids. Gene Ontology annotation, biological process: positive regulation of transcription by RNA polymerase II. Gene Ontology annotation, cellular component: transcription factor TFIID complex. The record is from RefSeq and is a predicted model, not a curated record. Lineage: Eukaryota; Metazoa; Porifera; Demospongiae; Suberitida; Halichondriidae. Gene Ontology annotation, molecular function: p53 binding; transcription factor binding; protein heterodimerization activity.